This is a messenger RNA of Emiliania huxleyi CCMP1516, 1283 nucleotides long. RefSeq lists its product as hypothetical. The record is from RefSeq and is a predicted model, not a curated record. The transcript has a single exon. The annotation marks the transcript as partial. Gene Ontology annotation, molecular function: magnesium ion binding; holo-[acyl-carrier-protein] synthase activity. NCBI's taxonomy places the organism in Eukaryota, Haptophyta, Isochrysidales, Noelaerhabdaceae.
ACAUUGCGCCUCUUGACGACGCAGCCUCUCGCCGCAGGCUGCGGACGCAGCGCUGCUGGUGGGAGUGGACGUCUGCUCGCCCUUCCGGCUGCGCGCUGGCGCGCCGGCGGAGUACGCCGGGCUGGUGAGCGCGUUCGAGGGCGUCCUGACGGCCGACGAGUGGGCGGCGGUAAGGGGAGAGGAGGCAGAGGGCGAUGCGGACGACGCUGCCGCCUCUGCCGCAGGGGCUGCCGCAGGGGAUGCGACAGGGGCUGCCGCGGGCGGGGAGGCGAGCGCGCUCCCCGCGGCGGAGGCGGUUUGCGUAACUCGCUUCCGCCGGCAGUGGUCGCGCAAGGAGGCGUACGUCAAGGCUCGCGGCGACGGGCUCGGCUUUGCACUCCGCCGCGUCGAGUUUUGCGAUUGCCCGCCACCACGGCCGCCGGAGCCGGAGCAACAGCAGCCACAAACGCAACCACAACAGCAGCCGGAGCCGCCGAAGCCGCAGCCGCAGCCGCCGCAGCCGCCGCAGCCGCCGCAGCCGCCGCAGCCGCCGCAGCCGCAGCCGCCGCAGCUGGCGCAGUCACCGCAGUCACCGCAGCCGUCACUAGGACAGGGGCAGGGAGAGGGGCAGAAGGAGCCGGUGGCGCCGCGGCAGGCGCGGGGGAUGGAGCCAUCUCUGUCGGCGGCGGGGAGCGACCCGGAUGGGGCGGAGGCCCCGCCCGAGUCCGCUGCCCCGCCUCUCCCUCUCUUCAGCCGCCUCUACCUGGACGAGCAGCUCUGCGACGAGUGGACCUGCUGGUCGCACGAGCUGCCGGGCGGGCACGUGGCCUCGGUGGUGCGGGGGCCGGUCGGCGCCGCGCAGGACGAGGAGGGUGCCUUCCGCGCCACGUUUGGCCACCCAGCCCUCCCCGCCGACGAGCUGGCGGCGAGGCUGGCGGCCCGCCCACCGCCCUUCGUGGCCGUCACCGUGCGCGAUCUGGUGCCAGAGCACCGCCGAGCCGACUACGACGCGUCGGCCGCACCCGAGGGUGCGCCUUGGACGCCGCCGCCGCCGGCGGCGCAGAGAGGCGAGCCGGAGCCCUUGCCGGCGUGGGUCAAUCCGGCCAACCGCGGCUCUGGGGCCGAGGUGGAUGAGCUGUGCACCGUGAGCUGAUGAGUGAUGUGCGUAUAGUGAGUGUGAGAGCACAUAGCGCAGUGUACAGCACAGAGCAGUGUGCCUACCUAUGUCUCACAUGUCAAGUGAAUCUUCAAGUGUCAACAGUCGUCCCCCUGAGCAUGUAUCAACCUAAUGAACUUAUGUGUUC